AUGCUUACCACAACAGUUUCAUUAACUCUCACGUCAGUCAUUCUUCUUGCGUUAGUCAUAAUAUUCAACACUGUUCAUGAUCCAUUAUCAGCUUCGAUAGGGUUUUCGAUACUUGGCUGUGCGAUAACAUGGCGGCUUGUUCCCGUGUUAAAUGAUAGUUUUUUAAAAGCAAAUUUGGCUGGAAAAGACUUGAAUAAGCUUGACAAACAGAUCAUUCCAGAAAGCAUGGGUGUUGUAUGUGCGACGGUUUACCUAGUAUGCUUGUUCUUAUUUAUUCCCUUUCCAUUCAUGGAAUGGUUUACAGGUAAAGGUAUUAUCUCGCAUACAGAAGAAUUUCAAAAGCCAACUUUUCCUCAUCAUAAGUUGGGAGAAUUCUUAUCUGCACUGUUGUCUCUACAAUCAAUGACCUUUCUUGGUUUUGCUGAUGAUGUCUUUGAUAUUCGAUGGAGAGACCCAUAUAAUUAUGCCAAUACCGCUACGGUUUCUGUUUGGACGGUUUGUAGACUUGGCAUGGUAGCCGUUUUUUGUACAAAUUCCAUUAAUAUUCUAGCUGGUAUUAAUGGAGUAGAAAUCGGACAAUCAUUAGUUAUCGCGUGCUCAAUUGCAUUCAAUGAUUAUCUUUUCUUGAACGGAACUGAUCCUGCCGUUGAAGCACAUUUAUUUUCGUUAUACUUUAUUCUUCCUUUCAUUGGGGUUUCGCUAGGGCUAAUGAUGCACAAUUGGUAUCCAUCACGUGUCUUUGUUGGAGACACGUAUUGUUACUUUGCUGGAAUGACGUUCACAGUAGUAGGAAUACUUGCACAUUUCAAUUGUCCACGACAUCGUAUGCCACGAUUCAAUCCGACAACGCAGAAAUUAGAUUAUAGUAGAGCUCGUUUGCAAAAACCAUUAGGAGUCUCGGCACUUGUUAUUCUCAAAAUUUUUUCAUCACUCAGUCUUGUUGAAAUAACUGAAUUAGAAAAUAGCAUUGAAGUUAACAAUUUUACUUUAUUGAAUUUAUUAUUAUUAAAAUUUGGCUCAAUGAAUGAACGAACAUUAACCAUAAAAAGGAACAAUGAUUAA
Messenger RNA from Cetraspora pellucida, 1062 nucleotides. NCBI's taxonomy places the organism in Eukaryota, Fungi, Glomeromycota, Glomeromycetes, Diversisporales, Gigasporaceae. The record is from the annotation of a GenBank genome assembly.